Messenger RNA from Ilex paraguariensis (yerba mate), 578 nucleotides. Lineage: Eukaryota; Viridiplantae; Streptophyta; Magnoliopsida; Aquifoliales; Aquifoliaceae. The record is from the annotation of a GenBank genome assembly.
AGAUACGCACCAUCAUGGUGGAUAACAUUGAGAAGAUAUUGGAGAGAGGUGAUCGGAUUGAGCUUCUUGUUGACAAAACUGCAACAAUGCAAGAUAGUACAUUUCACUUUAAGAAACAGUCUAAGCGCCUUCGCCGAGCCCUUUGGAUGAAAAAUGCAAAGCUCUUGGCCAUGUUGACGUGCUUGAUUGUUCUGUUGCUGUACAUAAUAAUAGCAACUGCUUGUGGAGGCAUCACAUUACCUUCCUGCCGAUCAUGAGAUUUCUGCCAAUGUGACAAAUGAGACACCAAUGGUUUAUCUUGCUUUAUAUCUUUACUGCUUUGUGGUUCAGAAUUUCCAGAUUUUUGAGGUGUCUGCAGAAAAAUAUUUAUUCCUUCGUUGAAGGUUCCAAAAAUAACCUAGUUGAUUAUUGUUGUUGUGGUUAUAGUGCAAGUAUUUAUUGUGGACAGUGUGAUAAGUAUGAGUAUUUAUCUUCUUCUUGUAUUUUUGUAAAUGCUGGGAUUUUAUGUAGAUUGUAUUUGGCAUUCAAGCUUACACUGUUUGGAUGAAAUGAUUUGAUGUGAAAAGAAAAGAAAAUUG